Molecule: messenger RNA, 2101 nt
Organism: Glossina fuscipes
Lineage: Eukaryota; Metazoa; Arthropoda; Insecta; Diptera; Glossinidae
Gene: IntS9
Product: integrator complex subunit 9
Exons: 6
Coding region: 113-2086 (657 amino acids)
Biological process (GO): snRNA processing
Cellular component (GO): integrator complex
Source: RefSeq, a predicted model, not a curated record
AAAAAAAAAAUUGUGUAAACAAACAUUUCCAGCAAGCGCUUGGUUAAAGUUAAAAAGAAAAAAAAGCGAAAAGAUUAAAAUUAUUCUUUGAGUCAACUAUAGAUGACAGAAAAUGCGUUUGUAUUGCUUAAGUAAUGAUUUGGCCAAGCCAUGUUAUGUGAUAACAUUCAAAGGUUUGCGUAUUAUGCUUGAUUGCGGCUUAACUGAGCAAACUGUGUUGAAUUUCCUGCCACUGCCGUUUGUGCAAAGUGUAAAAUUAUCGAAUCUACCAAACUGGAUUCCCAGUCGAGAACAUGAUCCGCAAAUGGACGGUGAACUGAAGGAGUGUUGUAAUAGAGUCUUUGUAGACUCUUCACCUGAAUUUACACCCCCCAUGGAUAAAAUGAUGGAUUUCAAUGAAAUUGAUGUCAUUUUGAUAUCAAAUUAUUUGAAUAUGCUCGCUUUGCCUUACAUAACCGAGAAUACAGGUUUCAAAGGAAAAGUGUACGCGACCGAACCCACUUUACAAAUUGGUCGAUUUUUCUUGGAAGAGUUAGUAGAAUAUAUAGAAGUAGCCCCUAAAGCGAGUACGGCCAAUCUUUGGAAAGACAUGUUGCAUUUAUUGCCAAGUCCAUUAUGCGACGCUUUUCGUCCCAAAAAAUGGAAGACAAUAUUUAGUUUGCAAGAUGUGCAUAAUAGCUUGGCUCAAGUAACAAUAAUGGGUUAUGAUGAAAAAUUAGAUAUUUUGGGAGCUUUCAUUGCUACACCCGUUAGUUCGGGUUACUGUUUAGGAUCCAGUAAUUGGGUGUUAAGUACAGCGCAUGAGAAAAUCUGCUACGUUAGCGGCUCAUCUACUCUAACUACACAUCCUAGGCCAAUAAAUCAAUCAGCCUUAAAGCAUGCAGAUGUUUUAAUAAUGACUGGCUUAACUCAAGCGCCUACUGUUAAUCCUGACACGAAACUAGGAGAACUCUGCAUGAAUGUGGCUUUAACUAUACGUAACAAUGGUUCCGCUUUAAUACCUUGCUAUCCAUCGGGCGUAGUAUACGAUCUUUUCGAGUGCUUAACACAAAAUCUAGAAAAUGCCGGAUUAAAUAACGUGCCUAUGUUCUUUAUAUCACCAGUUGCGGACAGCUCUCUAGCCUAUUCAAACAUUUUGGCUGAAUGGUUAAGUUCGGCUAAACAAAAUAAAGUCUACCUACCCGAUGAUCCUUUUCCUCAUGCAUUCUAUUUAAGGAAUUCCAAAUUAAAGCAUUACAAACAUGUUUUUUCUGAUGGAUUUAGUAAAGACUUUCGCCAGCCUUGUGUCGUAUUUUGUGGGCAUCCAAGUCUCCGAUUUGGUGACGCUGUUCACUUCAUAGAGAUGUGGGGUAAUAACUCAAAUAACUCCAUUAUAUUUACAGAGCCUGAUUUUCCAUAUUUGCAAGUAUUAGCACCAUUUCAACCGCUGGCUAUGAAAGCCUUUUAUUGUCCGAUCGAUACUUCAUUAAAUUACCAACAGGCGAAUAAAUUGAUCAAAGAGCUGAAGCCUAGCGUAUUAGUCAUCCCUGACGCAUAUACAAAACCACAUCCAACUGCUCCGAAUCUUUUUAUAGAACAGCCAGAUAAGAAGAUUAUAACAUUUAAAUGCGGUGAAAUAAUACGACUACCGUUGAAGAGGAAACUUGAUCGUGUUUACAUUACAGCAGAAAUGGCCAUGAAAAUCGUGCCGCGCGACGUAGGUAAUGGCUUCAGCGUUUCAACGGUAACUGGUCUGCUGCAGGUUAAGGAUAAAGUACAUAACAUCCAGCCGUGCUGUGAAAAAACAUCGGAACAACAGACUUUAGGAAAUGGUAAAGUGUCGCCUCCAACCCGCGAAGAAGUACUGAAUAACGUCAAAUACGAAUACGGUACUUUAGAUGUGGACAUGCUUAUGAAGCGGCUGGUUCAGGAUGGUAUUACAAAUAUUAAAAUGGACAGAAACGGUAGUGCGCUUACUCUACAUUUAGUUAAUGAAGAUACUACUAUUAAGUUUGAUGAAAAUGAAACUCAUAUCGUAUGUGGCGGUAAACAAUCGUUACGUAUGAAACUGAGAGAUACUUUGCUUAAAUGUUUGCAAAGUUUUUAAACUAAGUAAUAAAAA